Elgaria multicarinata webbii is the source of this 5775-nucleotide messenger RNA. RefSeq names its product inhibitor of Bruton tyrosine kinase (gene IBTK). Gene Ontology annotation, cellular component: nucleoplasm; cytoplasm. Gene Ontology annotation, molecular function: protein kinase binding; protein tyrosine kinase inhibitor activity. The record is from RefSeq and is a predicted model, not a curated record. The coding region runs from base 527 to 4567 and encodes 1346 amino acids. Gene Ontology annotation, biological process: negative regulation of protein phosphorylation. Lineage: Eukaryota; Metazoa; Chordata; Lepidosauria; Squamata; Anguidae. The transcript has 29 exons.
CUGUGGGGUUGCAGCCGUGGCGGCUUUGCUGGCCGUCUCAGCCUCCUCGGAGACUUGCUUCGCCGUCCGCUCUCCUGGCUCGGCUGGGAGCCUUCCGGAGCCACUGACGAUGAGCUUCCCGGUUCUCCGGCGCGCGUCCUCUUGCGACCGUCCGAGCCCAUUCAUCUAGCGACUGGUCUCCUUUGCAAUUAUGGAUAUCUAAAAUAACUUGUCGGUGUGGAGGGGGAAUCCCCCUCCCCACUCCUGUGGUCGCCUUCUGGAUAAUCCUUCCCCCCCCCCUUGGACAAUAAUACAAUAUUUUGUAGAGAAAAGAAAUGAAGACUUGAACUCUAAAUUUUUAUUGAUGAAAAUAUUUAUUUUUUUAAGUGCCAAGCCUUAACAGCACAAUGAUUCUCACGGCAGCUGUCUGAAACUGAAUAAAAGACCUGGAAAUCAUGAACUUCUUGUGAAGAACGGGUAAAUGAAGAGUGUGUGGUGUGUUUUACAGGGGCUUAUCUUGCAUAGGGGAAGUUGAGUAAAGAGUAAGAUGAGUUCUCUGAUGCCUGACUGCACCUUGAAGUGUCGAUCACUGCAGCAUGCUUUGGAUAUUGUUUCUGUAGUGACCCGAGGAAGCGAAGGCCAGAUCAAAGCCUUCCUCACUUCUCAUUGCUAUAAUGCGGCAACGAGCAAGGAUACCUUUGGCAGGAAUGCUCUUCAUCUUGCAUCUUCCUGUGGUAAGAAAGGAGUGCUAGACUGGCUGGCAGAAACAAAUGGAGUGGAUUUGUUGGUGAAAGACAAGGAGUCUGGAUGGACGGCUUUGCACCGUGGUGUCUUCUAUGGCCAUAUAGAUUGUGCAUGGUCACUACUGAAGCAUGGUGUGAACUUGUAUGCACAGGAUAAAGAAGGCUUGUCUGCUUUGGAUCUUGUAAUGAAAGACAGACCAGGCUAUGUCACUUUCAAGAAUACAGAUCCUACAGAAGUCUACACUUGGGGAAACAACAUAAAUUUUACUUUGGGGCAUGGUGGUCAACAGAGUAAACAUCAUCCUGAGUUGGUGGAUCUCUUUCCUAGGAAUGGUGUUUAUGUUAAACAGGUGGUACUCUGUAAAUUUCACUCCGUGUUUCUUUCCCAGAAAGGGCAUGUUUACACCUGUGGACAUGGACAAGGAGGACGCUUGGGUCACGGUGAUGAACAGACUUGCUUGAUUCCUAGACUGGUGGAAAACUUGAUGGCUCAUCAGUGUUCCCAGGUGGCAGCAGCUAAAGACCAUACACUUGUGUUAACAGAAGAUGGAUGUGUUUACAGCUUUGGCGUCAAUACUUUUCAUCAGCUGGGUGUUCUUCCUCCCCUUCCUAACUGCAAUGUUCCCAGACAGGUUCAAGCAAAAAAUCUUAAAGGAAGAGCAGUGAUUGGUGUCGCUGCUGGCAGGUUCCAUACAGUACUGUGGACCAAAGAAGCAGUAUACACAAUAGGGCUGAAUGGGGGACAACUAGGAUACUUGCUAGAUCCUAAUGGAGAGAAGUGUGUAACUUCUCCUCGCCAAGUUUCCGCUCUGCAUCACAAGGACAUUACUAUGUCCUUUGUCACUGCAAGUGAUGGUGCCACAGUUUGUGUUACUGAAAGAGGAGAUAUCUAUUUGCUCACCGACUAUCAGUGCAAGAAGAUCGCUUCCAAGCAACUUAACCUUAAAAAAGUUCUCGUUAGUGGAGGCUAUUUAGAGUACAGAGUAGAUCCUCAACAUCUUAAAGAAAAUGGAGGUCAGAAGAUUUGUAUUCUUGCAUUGGAUCAAGCUGGAAGAGUGUUUUGCUGGAAAUCUGCCAACAAUCCUCUGAAGCAGUGCCGAUGGAUUUAUGGACGCCAAGUCUACAUGUCUGAUAUUUCUUUAAAUAGGAAUGAAAUGAUGUUUGUUACACAGGAUGGUGAAACUUUCAAAGGAAAGUGGAUGGAUGGGAAUAAAAAUUCAGACAAGAAAGAGAUUGUGUCAAACCUUCAAAAUCCCUCAAAUGAUGACUCAUCUUAUGAAAUAAAUAAUGUAUAUGAACAAAUACGACUUGAGAAGCUUGCUUUUGUUCAUAGAGCAGUCAGUGUUACAACAGACCCCAAUGGAUGUAACUUUGCUGUUUUACAGUCAGAUCCCAAAACAAGUUUAUAUGAAAUUCCAAGUGUGUCAACAUCUAGCUUUCAUGAGGAUUUUGGCAAAUUGUUGGGAGAAGCAGAAGUCAUGGACACCAUCCAUGAUGUGACUUUUCAGGUUGGCACCAGGACUUUCGCUGUGCACAAGUAUGUUUUGACAAUGCGCUCUGAUUUUUUCCGGAAGCUCUUUGUGUCAGAUCACAGUUGGCUAGAUCCUUCCGACUUGUACCGUAAAGAUGAAGAUGAUGUUGGUUGUGACCUGUUUGUGAUAGAAAAACUUCACCCAGACUUAUUUAUGUACCUUCUACAGUACAUUUACACAGAUUCAUGUGAUCUGCUGAUUCAUGGUCACAGGCCCAAAAUGAUGUACAAAGAAAAGAUGGAAGAGAACGAAGACACCUUAAUUACAAACUUGAAUAAAAUAACUAUUCAUGGAGAUGUUAAUAAUAAGUCUGCUUUUGAGGUUUACAGAAGUAACCAAGUGCAUAUGGUAAAUGAAAAACAGAAGAGUAAACCAAAAUCCACUUCUAAGAAAUGCAAGGGUGUUGGAGAAGAAGUGAAUCUCAUAAAAAUGUUGCAAGUUGCUGCAAAGAAAUUUGGACUUGGCAAUUUAAGCUCAAGGUUAGAUGGAGUCAGAAUAGAAAAUGGAAGAAUUAAUGUUGCUAACAGAAAAAAUGGCAACAAACCAAAGCUGAAUCAGAAAAAAUUUUCAUACCUCUGUGAUGUGACCAUGAAGUCUAUAGAUGGAAAGGAAUUCCCGUGCCACAAGUGUGUACUCUGUGCAAGACUUGACUACUUUCACAGCAUGUUGAGCAGCUCCUGGAUUGAGGCAUCACGUUGUGCAGCUCUGGAAAUGCCAUUCCCCUCUGACAUCCUGCAGGUCAUCCUGGAUUAUAUUUACACAGAUGAAGCUGUUACAGUAAAAGAAUCUCAAAAUGUCGAAUUCAUCUGCAAUGUUCUUGUGGUAGCCGACCAGCUCCUCAUGUUACGACUCAAAGAAAUCUGUGAGGUAGCCAUUACAGAAAAACUUACUUUAAAGAAUGCUGCUGAGCUUCUGGAGUUUUCAGCCAUGUAUAAUGCUGAGCAGUUGAAACAGUCUUGCCUGCAAUUCAUAGUAUUAAACAUGGCAGCUGUACUUGAAACAAGGGCUCUGGAUGUUUUAAGUGAUGAUGUUCUGAAGGGCCUUUCUGUUUCUUACAGGAAAAUGAUUCCUGCUAUGGUCAGAAGAGUAAUUACACCAUACCAAGAUGGCCCAGAUAUUAGUUCUUUGGAGCCUGUGGAAGGAGAAACCUUUGUCUUCCUGAAAGAAGAAAUAAGUACAGAGCAAGCUUCUCAGGAAGCUCUUCUCAAAAAAGCGAAGGCAAAGGCUAAAAAGAAGCCUCGAAGGCGGUCAGACAGCUCAGGGGGGUACAAUCUAUCCGAUAUUAUACAAAGUCCACCCUCCACAGGAAUAUUGAAACUGGAUAAAACGAAUUCUGUUGAAUCCCUCCCUGAAAUGGUGAUGUCUGAUUCUGAAGGUAGCUAUGUGGGAGUGAACAGUCCCAGAGAUUUGCAGUCUCCUGAUUUCACAGCAGGAUUCCAUGCAGAUAAGGUUGAGGUGAAAGAGAAAAUAUGUGUUUCCAGUGCAGUCCUUCCACAGGCUAAUAAAGAGGUAAAAAUCUGUGAUGGAACAUCAGUGCAAAAAAUCUCUCUUCCAUGCUGCAUUCCUAAUAACAAAAACACUUCUACAAGUUCUUCCAAUUGGGUUAUCAGCUCUUUCAGUCCUGCCAGUCCUCCUGCUAUGGAUUUAAGAACGAUUAUGGAAAUUGAAGAAAACAUGCAAAAAUGUGGAAGCAUGCCAAAGAUAAAUUCAGGUAGACCCACUUCUCAUGGAAGUAAGCUUUCUCAGAAGCAAAGGAAACUGAUUGCUAUGGCUGCUAAGGAUAACAGUCCAGAGAUUGUGCCAGAUGCAGUCAUGCCACUGACACCCCCAAAAUCAGGGAACGUGUGGGCUUCUUCAUUGCAUUCUGUUUUGCCAAAGUCAUUCCGUGAUCUCCUAGUGGAAGAAAAAAAAGUAGUUGGUGCCACUUCUGGUAAAGUUUGUGCAAAAUUAAUGGAGGAUGUACCAGCUCAAAAACCUCUGAGAUGCACUACUGCCACCGCUCUUGGAGCAGAAAAUGGGCAUCCUUGUGAACCAGCACAGUCGGAAAAUCAGAAUCCUUGGUUAGCAGCAUCCUUGGUGAGUCCUGCUGUAGCAACGCCCAUCACAUUUGCAGCGAUUGUAGAGGAAGAACUCCAACAAGAAGCUGCUCUUAUCCGGAGUAGAGAGAAGCCUUUAGCUUUGAUCCAGAUUGAAGAACGUGCUAUUCAAGAUCUCUUAAUCCACUAUCGAGCAGUUGGCAACCCUGAUGAGUUUGUUGUUGUUGAAAGGUCUCCACAGGGGCCAAUAGCAGCUCCAAUGUGGAACAAGCAUUGAUGUAGACUAAUUUGGGAUGUUAUGAAGAUGUGUGCAUUGCAAAAAUGUGGGGUUAUUUGUUGUUUGCAUGGAUCUGGCAGUUCUAAAAUAAGAAUGUGGUAUAGUAAUGUGUGUCCAUUUCUUUUCAUCCUAGUACCUGUUUUGAAAAUACAUCUUCCUUACUAAAUUGCUUUACUAGGCGAUAUACCUUUGCAAGGUAUUUUGAUUAAAAUGAAGUUGGAGACUACAUGGGCUUAAAACUAAGUUUUAAGUUGGAAUAUAGGUGUUUCCUAUAAUAAUUAGCAAAAAGUAUCAAACCAGGUGUUGCUUCUCCAGUUAACAACUGAACUCUCAUAAUCGUGCAUACAUGUUGAAUUAAUGGGACUGAAUUGUCAACCAAAAUAUCGCAAAUUGAGAUUUCCUAAAAAUUAAUAUUUAUAGCUUUUGUGUGUAAUAACAGAAACAACAACACUGUUGUUGCUUUGCUGUCUAUUGAAGCAAUGGUAUCUAAUGUCUGGUAUGCUUGUAUGCCUCUGUACUCUUCUGGACAAUACUCCUAACCAUCAAGCCUUACAUAGGUGGCGAGCCUUUAUGCCAGACAGGCAUUUUUGUACUGGUUUAUGUAUUUGCAUUAUUUUAAGGGCAGCCUCAGAAGAACCUAAACUUCCAUGUGGGCUCCCACCAUAGCAAAUAGAAAGGAGCAGCACCUUUUGGCUUGUGUGGGGCGAAAUGGGAUGGGGGUAGGAACAGCAUGUUAAACUGCAAAGUGUUUUGGCAAAAGAACAAACUAUUCAUCCGACAUCAAAACUAUUCAAACCGAUGACAAUUGCAUUUUGAUAGUUUGCAGUUGUAACUGUACAGUAUUUAGUACUGUAUGUUCAGAAGCCAAUGCCUGAUUGUGGAUGAUUUUGUUCUUGUUGGAAAGUCUUAUAAAAGAUUGUUUGCUAACUCUAGAAAAUAAUGUGGUACUAGUCUGAUGGUGUGUUUGGGAACUGUAGCUAUACUUAUCAGUCAUCUCGGCCUUUAUCUGCUCUGGGCAGUCUGCAGUGAUUUACCCUAGUGAGCAUUCAUGGCCCUGUGAGGGAAUAAUCUUUGUCUGCAUUAAAUGUAGUUCUGUCUCAUGGUGGGGUGGAACCCCAAGAAUAAUUCUGUAAACAGAACUGCAAUAAAGAGAAAAAAUGAUGGAGCAGCACAAGUUACCACAGAAUAAAAAUCUGAUUCAUGUGUUA